Molecule: messenger RNA, 1477 nt
Organism: Oryza brachyantha (malo sina)
Lineage: Eukaryota; Viridiplantae; Streptophyta; Magnoliopsida; Poales; Poaceae
Product: squamosa promoter-binding-like protein 4
Exons: 4
Coding region: 92-1066 (324 amino acids)
Cellular component (GO): nucleus
Molecular function (GO): DNA binding
Source: RefSeq, a predicted model, not a curated record
UCUAUUCCUCGAUGUGUUUGUCUCCACAGUCCACACUGUUCAUCUCCUCUCGCUGCGAUCCCCAAAUCCCGAACUGAAUCCGCCCCAAUCCAUGGACUGGAUGGCUCCUCCCAAGCCCACCUCCCCUCCCCUCCUCUGGGACUGGGCCGACGCCGCCGUGCCGGGCUCCUCCGGCGAGGCGGCGGCAGCGGCGGCUGCUCCGGGGAGGCGACGGAAGGAGAAACGGGCAAGGGCGGAGGAAGUCGGCGGUGGCGGAGGAGGAGGAGGAGGAGGAGAGAAGGUGAGGUGCCAGGUGGAGGGGUGCGGGCUGGAGCUCGUCGGCGUCAAGGAUUACCACCGGAAGCACCGCGUGUGCGUCGCCCACAGCAAGUUCCCCCGCGUCAUCGUCGCCGGCCAGGAGCGCCGCUUCUGCCAGCAGUGCAGCCGGUUCCAUGCGCUCUCCGAGUUUGAUCAGAAGAAGAGGAGCUGCAGGAGGCGUCUGUAUGACCACAACGCUCGCCGUCGGAAGCCCCAGACUGACGCAUUCUCCUUUGCAGCGGCGAGGGUGCCGUUGUCACUAUUGUUCGAUGAUAGCCGAGAAAUAAGUUUUGUCUGGAACAAAGAUCUACUCAGCCAAGUAAAGCCUUUCGCUGUUUCUCCAUGGGAAAGUUCAUCUGAAGUUGGGACAACUGAUGGACAUAUUUAUUUGGAUAAAUCUCACCUAUCCAAAUCUCUCCCAACAUUUAACACCAACAUAUAUGAACUUUUACGAAUGAAAGGUCCGGACGCAUCUAUAACUGCUUCAAAAUUCGAUGGAGCGCCGGAUCUUCAGCAUGCUCUCUCUCUUCUGUCAGCUAGUUCUUCUGGAUUACCUGAUCCUGUACAGCAAGCAUCUCGCCUCAUCCAAUUCACAGGCGGCAGCCAAAACAGCCGGGGGCUCCCUCCACUUCAUGGAGGGAACUCUGGUUCAGCAUCAUGUGCCGAUGUACAACCUACGGCACAGCCGGCUCAUCUGGUCCGUUUUACCAUGGGUGCCAGCAGCAAUGCUUGUGAGUCCAAUUUCUUCAGUUUGAACCAGAUAAACUAAGGGCCUGGACCGUAAGAUCUGUCGUCGAUUUGCGCCAAUAUCCACCAAGUUGGCCUGAGCGGAUUCAGGAAUUGCUUCUAUCAACUAUCAGAAUGCAAAGUGCCACUGGUAAUGUUGUCGACAUAAAUAUCAGUCUCAUCUGAACUAAAAUCGAACCAAACGAUGGCCUGCUUGUGUUUGCGUUUCAAUACAGUUGCAACCUGUGGUUGUCCCCUUUCUUCCCUAUUAUUUUAUGCCAAUGUACCUAUGUUCAAACCGUGGUCUCUGUCAUUUAUACCUGUACAACCUAGUUCCAAAAUGUCAUGUAUUUGAAUCUGUUCUUGACGAAUUUGGGACGUGAUUUCAAACUGCUGUUUUUAGCAGCGGCAUGUGGUUUCAAUACAAUGGUGGUAUGCUUUGGCUCCAUAACAA